AUGAGCAAGUUUCUAGUAGCUAAAGUGAAGAAUGUCUUAAGCGGCGAUACUGUCGUGCUUGUUCCUUUGAAAACAACUCAAAUUCCUGUCCCAGAAAGAAUUUUAACACUUUCAUAUGUUAGAUCCAAUGGUAGUUUUAUGGCUAAAGAGUACUUAAGAAAGCUAUUGAUAGGUAAAGAGAUUAAAUUCAAGGUUUUGUAUAAAGUUCCUGCAACAGGCAAAGAAUUUGGGGACAUUCAAUCUCCCACGUUUAAUUCAUUGAUUGAGCAUUUAGUUGAAAAGGGUAUGGUCAAGGUAAAAGAAAACAACGCUGAUGACGACGAUGAUUUUAUACAACAUCUUGUGGAUAUUGAGAGGAGAGCUGAGGCAACAGAUCAAGGGACUUGGAAUGCAAAUGAUAAUGGUGAGGUAGAGCUCGUUGACCUCGACGACUUCGCUAUAGAGAAGUCGAGAAAAACUCCUAUCACAGUUAUUGUGGAAAAGGUUAUCAGUGGUGACAGAGUUGUUGCUAGAAUUAUUGUCAACAAGCACAAACACAUAGUUACCUCUUUAGUUUUGGCAGGAAUUAGAACUCCUCGUACUGAUGAUACUACUCAGUCCACGUUACAGAAAAAAAUAGCUUUGGAGGCUAAACAAUUUGUUGAGGACAAGCUUUUAACUACCACUGCUACUAUUAAAGUUAGCAUCAUAGGAGAAACUCAGUCUGGGUUACCCGUUGCAGUUUUCUACCAUGAGUCUGGAAAUGAUAUUCAUGAAAAAUUAUUAGAAAAAGGAUUUGCUGAGAUCGUUGACUGGCAAUCUUCAAUGAUUGGAUCUCAAAGCAUGUUGAAAUUGAGGAAAGCUGAACAGACUGCUAAAGCUUUAGGGAAAGGACUUUUCUCGACCUCCAAGGCUCCUAAUGCAUCGAAUACCACCCCCUCGUCAUCAGCGACCUUGAGACAAGGAGCUACGAUCGAAGGAGUACAAAUUUUGAAUGUAAUUAGUGCCGAUACAUUUGGAAUAAAGUUACCUUCUGGAGAAGAAGCUACAGUUCAAUUAGCUUCUAUAAGGGCACCAAAGUCUUCAGACACAACUGUCACUUCGAAUAGUAAGGUCCAGCAGGCUUUGGUAAAUUCUGCGCGUGAGUUUGCUAGACAGAAGGCGAUUGGAAAAACAGGUACUUGUUAUGUAGUGGGUCUCAGAACUUUCCAUCCCGCAAUUAACUCUUCGCAAAAGCCAGCUUCUAAACAUACAGAAGGAUCAAGAUAUUUAAUUGAUUUCAAAUUAAACGGACUGGAAGAUUUAGCUGAAUUGAUAGUCAAAAAUGGAAUGGCGACUGUCAUCAAACAUAAUAAAGCAACUGCUAACGAAAGGUCUAUGAAUUGGGACAAGCUCAUCGAACUAGAAGAAGAACAAAGACAGAAAGGUUCAAGAGGUGUAUUUUAUUCAGGAAAUGACUUAACCAAGGUUUUGACAGUUGGAACAAGGGUUAUUGAUGCUUCUGAAAACUCAAAUAAGGCUAAGGCUUUUUUUAAUGGCCUCAGACAAAAAGACAGAAUUUCUGGAUACCAUGUAGAUUUUAUACCUUCUAUCAAUAGGGUAAAGUUAUAUAACCCUAAGGAAGGAUUAAAGCUCACAUUAGUCUUGGGGGGUUUAUCAAACAACAAAGAAGGAGAUGCUCCUGAAAAAGGUUUAAAGAUGAUGAGAAAUAAGUAUCUUCAAAGAAACGUCGAAUUUGACAUUUAUGACAAAGACAAGGUGGGAGGUUUCAUCGGUAAUUUAUAUGCAAACGCCAGCAGCUCAUAUCCUGUGCAAGUGAGCUUACUCGAGCAAGGUUUUGUUCGAGUACAUGACUUAGCAGUUACGUCUAAUCCUUUCUGUGCUGAGCUAGUAAGAGCGGAAGAGUCUGCAAAAGAAGGAAAGAAGGGCUUAUGGGCAAAUGAGAAUUCCAUUCACGAUAUCUCAAAUCAAAUCGAGCAAAUGGAUUUACAAGGGUCGAAGCCCAAGUUCUUUGAUAUUGAGGUUACAGAAGUUGAUCCUCUGGGAAUAAUUUACUUCCAUAUUUUAGACAGCGAAACAGUCGCCAAAUUCAAUUCUUUCAAAAAAGAUUUUCAAGCUUUCCAUUUGAAGCUGUCGUCAGCUAGCAGUAGCUCACUGGAUUUUCCAUCCAACUUGACGAGGGCACCAAAGAAGGGCGAAUUGGUAUCAGCAAAAUUUUCUGACAAUGGUAAAUACUAUCGUGCAAAGGUUCUCGCAUUUGAUAAGAGUUCUAGUCUUUACGAAGUCAAACAUUUAGAUUUUGGUAAUGUUGAUAAGGUUCCUUUGUCGGCUUUGAGACUUUUACCCAGUCAAUUCAGUAUCUCUAAAUUGCCUGCUUUUGUUCACUCGACUUCCUUACAGAAUAUUAAGUUACCCCCUGCCUCAUUUGAAGACUAUUUGUCGAAUGCCUUGGAUGCCUUAGAUGAGUAUACGUUUGAUAAAAAGUUGGUUCUUAGUGCGCUUCCUUCCAAAACAGGACCGACAGAGUACAACUCAAUCAUCUAUGACUCUCAAAAAUCUUUAAAGGACUCGACUUACACGAUAAACAAGCAGCUCGUUUCUGAUGGAUGGGCUUUAGUCGACUCAAAAAGCUCAUCGAACACCGAUAAGGAUUACGUUAAUGGUUUACUUGAAGCUGAACUGAACGCAAAAUCUAAGCAUCUUGGAUGUUGGGAGUUCGGCAAUAUUUCGUUUGAUGAGGAAGAUACUUAUAUAUGA
Molecule: messenger RNA, 2736 nt
Organism: Priceomyces carsonii
Lineage: Eukaryota; Fungi; Ascomycota; Pichiomycetes; Serinales; Debaryomycetaceae
Exons: 1
Coding region: 1-2736 (911 amino acids)
Biological process (GO): mRNA catabolic process; regulatory ncRNA-mediated gene silencing
Cellular component (GO): nucleus; cytosol; RISC complex
Molecular function (GO): RNA binding; nuclease activity
Source: RefSeq, a predicted model, not a curated record